Molecule: messenger RNA, 1598 nt
Organism: Castor canadensis (American beaver)
Lineage: Eukaryota; Metazoa; Chordata; Mammalia; Rodentia; Castoridae
Source: RefSeq, a predicted model, not a curated record
UUACUUUCUUAUUAAAAAAAAUUCCCUGGGUAACACUGCCUCACGGUCUUAGAUCUGAUAAGCAAGCAAACAGUGGUAUAUUAAUUGUCAGCAUGCUCAAGAUGGUACGAUGAUUUUGUCCAUGGUCAGGACAAGCCAACUGUGCCUUCACCACUGCUCAGUGGGAAGGAGAAAGUAAAACUCCAAGAGGAGAGCUGGUAAUGUACAUUGUGUGUGUAAAGGAAUGAAAAGAGGAAGGAGGAGCAUUUACUUAUUUAAUCACUUCAAAAAUGUGAAGAAAGGAUGAGAAAAGUAAAUCUAAGUCUUGAGUAGAAUUAAAGUUCUCAUUUAAAUGCUUGCUCUUACUUUUUUCUUCAUUCCUAGGUUCAUGAUAUUGCUAUCUGAAGUUGAGAAAUCGUCAGAAGAAAUCACGGAGAUAAUGCAAAAUUUAAGUAGUAUACAGGCUUUGGAAGGCAAUAGAGAGCUUGAAAAUCUCAUUGGCAUCUCUCAUGCGCCAUGUUCCUUAAAAAGAGAAGUGGAGAGAACCAAAGAGCUACUGACAAAAGUAACAAAACAAAAACUGCUUGAAAAGAAGAGUUCAGGACGUCUUCACAAAGGUAAAGCCUUGUGUCUUAGUUUAUGACAUUAAGAGAUGCUUUCAGAUCAUUUCACCAAAUAAAACUAAUCAUCAUGUGGGUUUUUUUUUCCAGUGCUGGGGUUUGAACUCAGGGUCUUGCACUUGUGAGGCAGGCCAGAGUAUAUUAUUUUACCUCAUUUGAUAAGCCUUAUACUACAUUUAGCAGAAGACCAUGUGUAAUGAAAUCAGUUUCCCUGAUGAUUUGGAUGUUUUAAAUGACUUCUGAAAUACAACUUUAAAUUUUGUCUUUUUAUUAAAAUUUCUUUUUCAGAAUGUAGACAAAUGGGGACCACAGUGUAUCAAUAUAUCACAAUUUUUAGUGAUAGAUUAGAAGGACAUACAAAACAUUAAAAAUUACUUUGUAACCAGUGUCCUGAAAACUUAAAUCAUUAACAACUUUUUUCUUCUGGGGGAGGGGCAGAACUGGGGUUUGAACUCAGGGCCUCACACUUGCUAGGUUGGCGCCAUUCCUGCUUGAGCCAUUCCACCAGCCAUUAAUUUACCUUUUGAUGCUUAAUCUGCUAUGAGCUCAUGCCUCUGAGCAUUUCACAGUAUGGAAAUCUAAAUUAGCAGUUUUUAAGUUUCCAGAUGAAAUACAUAUCUGUGCCUCAGUAAGGAAAAUAAUCAUGGACUGAAAAAUAUUAAAACCUUUAGAACAAUUAAGAGUGAUCAUUUCGGGAGGGAAUUACCUUUUUAAAAAAUUUUAUUUCCAGGCACCAGGCUCAUGCUUGUAAUCCUAGCUAUUUGGGAGGCUGAAAUCAGGAGGAUUAAGGUUGGAGACCAGACCCUUUCUCCAAACCAGAGCAAAAUGAGCUGGAGGUAUGGCUCAAGUGGUAGAGCUCCUGCUUUGCAAGCAUGAAGCAGUCCCCCCCAAAAAACUUAUUAGCAUAUAUCAGUUACACAAAGUAAUGGAUUUCAUUAUGACAACUUUAUAUAUACAAACAAUGUACUUUGAUCAUAUUCACCUCCCCAUUACAGUAUC